GCCACCUGUAGAUCGUGGUUAUUCAUGGUUAUGACAGCCAAUCACGUUCCCGGCUGCAACCAAGAAUCGAAUGCUAUGGCCAAUCAGCGCUCGUAUCACAACCAUGAUUCCCCCAGUAACAACCAGGAAUCGACCAAUCAACGUCGGAGACCUACAUAUAUGGCUGGAGAAGGUGAUGACGUUCAUCAAUUAACUUAUGAGAAACAUUUGCAAAUCUUUAUAUCUUCACAUUUUAAUUUUGAUGGAACCGCGCUUCAGGAGACGGGCUGAUGGCAGCCUGAAUCUGGCUGAUACAUUGGAAGCGGCAAAGGUGAAGGAGGCCAACAAGGGAAAGCCGUACACGAGACCCCUGUCCCCGGAGAUAGUGCUGAACAAGGCCAAGAAAAGCUUAAUUCUGCACCACGGAGAUCUAGCGAACCGAAAGCACCUGCUAGGUUUCUUUGAAAUCCAGUUUGGUGUAUUUCGUGGGCAAACAUUCAGGUGGGUGGAUGAAAAUGCUCUGGGGUAUGCUGCUUACCUGGUGGCAGCUAUGAAGAGGGACCCCACAGGAGCCAGCAAAGACUCCCAAGAACAUGCCCACAACAAGGGGAGUUUUAGGGAGUAUAUUGAGCUAUUUCCUUCUGGCAGAAUUGCCAUUGCCUUGAAGGAAGAGCAAUAUGCUGAGAAAGCUCCCCAGCACGCUACCGCCACCCAGCUCACUCCUCCCACCCAGCACGCUGCCGCCACCCUGCUCACUCCCACGACCCAGCACACCGCCACCACCCAUACUUCCACCGCCUCUCUCCGCUCCCUUUUGGUUACCAGGUUGCCUAACCAGAAAAGUCUGACCAAGACUGUAGAAAGGCUGGUUUCCCCCCACAAAGCCACACCUUCUUUGGCCCAAGCACGUGCAAAGCCCUCAGCCACCCUCACCCGCCCGACUGUGUUGAUUGAGGGAGCCACAGGGCCCUCAGCCACCCUCACCCGACCGACUGCUUCCAUUGAUGGAGCCACAGGGCCCUCAGCCACCCUCACCCGACCGACUGCUUCCAUUGAGGGAGCCACAGGGCCCUCAGCCACCCUCACCCGACCGACUGCUUCCAUUGAGGGAGCCACAGGGCCCUCAGCCACCCUCGCCCUCCCCACUGAUAUAGAUGACGGCACACUGCUGGCAGAGGCAACUAUGUUUGAGGAGGCAUAUGUGGCAUCACGACGAGUCUGUCUUCCAGCUGGAUGGAUACACACCCUGCCUGAAGUGGAUCAGAGGUGGAUAUCCAAAGCCCUGUUCAGGUGGACAGCACAGGGGCCAUUGAUUCUCCUUCCUUGGAGAAUUACUUUGGCCAUUCCUUGCUGCUCUGGAUGCCACGAAAACUGUGGCAAGUGAAGCUGACCUGUCCCCAUCCAGACUGUCAGAAAGACCUUCUGACCUCAGCUGGCUUGCAUCAAAAGAUCAGGCAGGUGGUUGCCUUGAGUAAGAUGUACUUUGUGGCAUCUGAGUACCUGGCCUGCCGAAGAUGUAAGAUGAAGGUCAUCAGCUGGAGCCAUGGUAUCGUCUCCCAACUCGACAUUGGCCACAGGGUGCAGUUCCCUUGCAUUCUUACAUUAAAACUUGCAUGUGACCUGGAGGUAGUAAGUUUGAUGCGUCAACGAGGGCUGGGAAACAGCAGCAGCCAGAUCCAGCGCAAGCUGCAGGAACGUCAUGCUGAGGUCUGGUUGCAAAAGACAGUCCAGUAUCUGACAGAUUGCAUGGGGAUUGCCAGUGCUGUCACGUCGAGCCUGAUCCUGCCUGUGACAUUUGAACCUGCUCCUUCAAUGCCUUCUAUCCCUAAGCACCGGUGGCUGAUGCAGGUGUAUGCCCAGGAUGUCCUGCAAAGGCUGGAUGAGAUCAAGGCCUCUAUCACAUCACAAUAUGGUCGGAUCUUAAAAAUGGAUUCUACUAAAAAAGUGGCCAGAAAACUAGCAGGACGUAGCUAUGGCACAGCUACCUGGGCAACCAAUGUUGGAAAUGAGUAUGGACAGGUGAUCAUGUCCGUACUCACAGCCAGUGAAGGUUUUGGUCUCGGACCAAUGAUUGAAGGCCUCAUCAAGCGAUACAAAGUGGCUGGGGUGGCUCCUCCUGAGGUACUGUAUGUCGACCGAGACUGCUGUGGCAACACUCUUUUGAGGAGGAUGUUUGAAGAGUGGGAGCAAAUGACCAUCCGGUUAGAUGUAUGGCACUUUAUGCGGAGGUUUUCUGUGGGUUGCACCACCGACUCUCAUCAGUUGUAUGCCACAUUUAUGAGUCGCCUCAGCCACUGUAUUUUCAUGUGGGACCAGGGGGACUUGACGGCCCUGAAGAAGGCAAAGCGUGCAGAGCUAGAAGCUGACCGGAAACCAUCAUCCGAGGCUGAUGUGCUGCGCUGUAUCAGCCGUAGCGAGCUAGCCCUACAUUGCAGGAGGACCACCCGUGGUACCAAGGAGACCUUGGCGAUGAUUGAGAGCCAUAUUCAGGCCUUUGAUGGAGAUGCUGGUCGUGACACUCUUGGAGUCCCACUAAUAAACUCAGCCCGGAUGAGGGAGAUCUUAAAGUCCCAGCGGAAGCAUGUGGCCUGCAUCCAGGGUCCUCAAGGUGUGCAGCUCUACAUGUAGACAGGCACUGUAGUGAAGGGAGGGCACCGGCUGCCAACCUACCGCUGUGCCAGAGGUUCCACUUCGCUUGAGUCUUUUCACCUGCACCUUAACAGAUUCAUCCCAGGUACGCUGGCUAGUGACACCUUCUUCCAGGCGUAUCUUUUGGAUGGACUUGCAAGGUGGAAUGAGGACCGGGCUGUGGCAGCAACAACUGAUGAGCAGCAGCCACAUUCCUACCAUCAUCUUCUGCAUCAUGCU
Messenger RNA from Megalobrama amblycephala (Wuchang bream), 2847 nucleotides. RefSeq lists its product as uncharacterized. NCBI's taxonomy places the organism in Eukaryota, Metazoa, Chordata, Actinopteri, Cypriniformes, Xenocyprididae. Bases 197 to 1363 code for a protein of 388 amino acids. The transcript has 5 exons. The record is from RefSeq and is a predicted model, not a curated record.